UCAGACCCCCACGACUUCUUACACUCUUUUAGGAUUGAGAGAGAGAGAGUGAGAGAGUGUGAUAGCAGAGCAGAGCAGAACAGAGCAGAGGUCUGGAGAAAAUCUCUUAAAGAUUCCUUUUCUCUUUUGGGAAAUCAAAGCUUCAAAAACAUCAGCAAAUUCUUCAUAUUACGAUGAAUCACUGCGUUCCUGAUUGGAAUACAGACGACAACUCCAGGCCUUCUUCAGAGCUCCUCCCCAUUUCAAAUCAGAAGAAAUCCAUGGGGCCUGACCAUGGACUGGUAGAGCUUUUAUGGCGGAAUGGACAGGUGGUCUUGAACAGCCAAACACAACGAAAGCCAAUGCCCACUUCUAACGAAUCGAAACAAGUUCAUAGACCCGAUCAACCAAUAAAAGGUGGUGGGUCUUUGGGGAAUCCAAGCAGUUUUAUUCAAGAAGAUGAGACUGCCUCGUGGCUCCAGUACCCACUCGAUGAAUCUCUAGAAAAGGAGUUCUGCUCUGACUUCUUCUAUGAAAUGCCGACUGUGGAUUCAAUCGGUGCUGAUAAGUUGAGCAAGGAGGUCCCCACAGAAGGGGUGAGAGAACCAAAAUUCGAUACUGGUGAAGAAACUAAUGUCUUUGUCAUGAGUGGUGCUGCAAGAUCUCAACCUGUUAUUAAACAGUACAAUAAUCUGCAAUUUGUAGAAAAUGUGAUGCCCCCUCCCAGAUCGCAAGGAAACAAUUCGGCCCUGCAAACUCCUGGUUUGAAUGGUGGUCAAAUUGUCAACUUUUCGCAUUUCUCAAGGCCAAUCAAGGCUGGUUUGGGCCCGCCAAAUGUACCAUUUGGAGAAAAAGGACCGAGCAAUGUAAUUCAAGGAGAGGUGGGAGAUUCGUCGAUCAUGACAAUUGGGUCGAGCCAUUGUGGCAGUAAUCAUGUUCAGAAUGAGGCCGAUUUGAGCCGUGCUUCGAGCAGCGGUGUUGGUGGUAAAGAUGUCUUUGCUGGGGCUGUCAAGGAGGAUGUGCGGAAGACGUUUUUGCAGAAUGAGAGGGGGCAGACAGACACACUCGAGCCAACUGUUACUUCAUCUUCUGGCAGGUCUGGGGGUAGUUUGGGAAGAAUGGCCAAAGAAACUGCUAGCAACCAUAGUCAUAAGAGGAAGGGCAGAGAUGCCGAAGAAUCUGAGUGCCAGAGCGAGGAGGCUGAGUAUGAAUCAGCAGAGGCAAACAAGCCACCUCAGCGAUCUGCAUCUGCCCGGAGAAGCCGUGCAGCUGAGGUCCACAAUCUUUCAGAAAGGAGACGGAGGGAUAGAAUCAAUGAAAAGAUGAAAGCACUUCAAGAGCUCAUACCUCACUGUAACAAGUCAGACAAAGCAUCGAUGCUGGAUGAGGCGAUUGAGUACUUGAAGUCACUUCAAUUACAGGUCCAGAUAAUGUGGAUGGGAAGUGGCAUGGCGCCGAUGAUGUUUCCGGGUGUCCAGCAUUAUUUAUCACGUAUGGGCAUGGGAAUGGGCCAUGCUACUUUGCCUUCAAUUCAUGGCCCGGUACAGUUACCAAGAGUCCCACUAGUUGAUCAAUCUAUCGUCUCAACGCUUGCAGCAAACCAGCCCCCAAUGUGCCCAUCUCCGGUCUUAAAUCCUGUUAAUUUUCAGAACCAGAUGCAGAAUGCCAGCAUUCCAGAAUCAUAUGCACGUUACAUCGGCUUCCAUCCCAUGCAAACGACACCUCAGGCGAUGAAUUUAUUUACGUAUGGAACUCAGGCAAUGCCACAUAGUCAGAUGAUGGCACCGCCUAGUAGUAGUGGUGGACCUUGCAAUGGAGUUCUGUCCGACAAUAUUCAAAAUGGCAAUCUGGGUUAGCCCCAGAUAAUCUGUACCGUUCAUGCUCAUAUCCCUCCUUUGGAAAAUUCAACUAAACACUUCCCCAAAUCCUGCAAAAGCUUGAUGCCGCUGCUGUUCUGAUUGGAACAUCUGAAACACUCGUUCCAUGGUGAUAUGUCCACUUCACUGGCCAAGAUAUCCUGAUGGAUCCAGAGGCAAGAUUGUAAUGUGUACAUAUCCACAGAACGAUAGCCUAUGAUUGUUUUCAAAUUGGUUCAGAAUUUGUGGUGUAACUGUUCAUGAUGUUGCCAAACUCCUCGUUCGGCAACGCAUUGAGUCUGUUUGGAUAGAUGAAAUUGCCCAUCACAGCGAUUCUUUAUUUGGUGUUCUUGCUGAAUUGAGCAACUGUAAAAAUACUGUAGCUGUUUCAUGAUAUAUGAGCAUUUUCUUUUCGCAAUCA
Magnolia sinica is the source of this 2256-nucleotide messenger RNA. RefSeq names its product transcription factor PIF4-like. The record is from RefSeq and is a predicted model, not a curated record. Gene Ontology annotation, biological process: regulation of DNA-templated transcription. The transcript has 9 exons. The coding region runs from base 174 to 1835 and encodes 553 amino acids. Gene Ontology annotation, molecular function: DNA-binding transcription factor activity; protein dimerization activity. Lineage: Eukaryota; Viridiplantae; Streptophyta; Magnoliopsida; Magnoliales; Magnoliaceae.